Messenger RNA from Lycium ferocissimum, 2262 nucleotides. Its product is annotated as transcription termination factor MTERF2, chloroplastic. The record is from RefSeq and is a predicted model, not a curated record. Gene Ontology annotation, molecular function: double-stranded DNA binding. Gene Ontology annotation, biological process: regulation of DNA-templated transcription. The transcript has 7 exons. Bases 173 to 1930 code for a protein of 585 amino acids. NCBI's taxonomy places the organism in Eukaryota, Viridiplantae, Streptophyta, Magnoliopsida, Solanales, Solanaceae.
CCGUUCUGGUUUUUGUUGUCAUUCGACAGUGAGGUCCUCUCGCCCUAGACACAUGACAAAUGAAAGAAGAAAAACAGACACAGAGAGGUGGAAGAUUGGCUUGGGCGUGUAACAUAGGGAAGAAAAACGAGUGCAAGGUGGAAUUUUGUCGAAAGGGUUUUCAGAUUAGGAUAUGUCUUCAAAUUGCCUUCAAAAUUAUUUGGCAUUCGUCGUCCCCAACUCAAAUCCCCAACCUUUCCUUUUUCCUUGCCAUUGCAAUACCAAUUUUGUACGCCCAGAGCAAGUCUCUCGUCUCCGCUGCCGCAAGUUGAGUUUUGGGCCACUUGUUCCGCUUGCUGCUGCUGCUAGGUCUAACGGAACAGCAGAAGACGUGGAAGAAUGUGAAGCCAGGGAGGCUGUCAGCUGUUAUCUUCAAGAACUUGGCGUUUCUAACGAGGAAUCCAUGGAAAUAGCACUCAACUCACCUAAGUACGUCAGCAUGUUGAUAGAUAGCGUCCGUGACCUGGAUGACUUUUCCUUAUGGAAUUCGUGGAGCACUACUGAUGAUGAAAAACCACCUUUCAAGAGGAAGGUCUACCUGAUGGCAAAGCAAAAAGGUGAUAAGGGCAUGCUUCCCUUCUUGGAGAGCAUUGGCCUCACUCUCUCUUCUGCAACCCACUUAGCUCGCUAUUUUUCCUCUAAGACACUACCUACCCUCAUCGAUAAGGUUAAGUAUCUGAAGAAGAUAUUCUUCGCAGACAGUGAUGAUGGAGGACUUAUUGCUAGAAAUGCCCGGCAAAUGAUGAUGCACUUGUCCAUCAGUAUUGAUGAGGAUAUCCAGCAGACCUUGUCAUUUUUUGAGAAGAUUCAAGCAAGGCGUGGAGGUCUACAUUUGUUAGGUUCUGAAGAUGCAUCUUUCCGAUAUCUUAUUGAAUCAUUUCCACGACUUCUGUUACUACCUAAGGAGAGUCAUAUAAAGCGUCUGAUGGAAUUUCUUGAUGAUAUUGGAGUGGCAGAAGGAUGUAAGAGACAAAUUCUCCUUUUGUUUCCGCCUAUUAUUUUCUAUGACAUUGAAAAGGAUGUUAGACCAAGAUUGCAGGCGAUCCUUAAGGAUGGUAUGACGGGCAAAGAUUUUGGGCAGAUGUUGUUGAAAUAUCCAUGGAUUCUUUCGAGGAGCAUUCUGCAAAACUACGAGAACAUCCUGAUUUUCUUUGAUGAUGAAAAGGUACCAAAAAUUAGUGUAGCUCAGGCAAUCAAAAGCUGCCCACUCCUUUUGGGGUUGUCAGUUAACAAGCUGAAAUUGGUGGUGGAACAGUUUCGUAACUUUGGCAUUCGAAACCAGAAGUUGGGUAAGGUGAUUGCUACAAGUCCUCAGCUGCUACUGCAGAAGCCUCAGGAAUUCCAUCAGGUAGUGUGCUUCUUAAGGGAUCUAGGUCUGGAUGAUGAUAUCAUUGGUAGGAUACUUGGUCGCUGUCCUGAAAUUUUUGCAUCGAGCAUCGGGAAAACUCUUAAGAGAAAACUGGAUUUCCUAAUGGGUAUUGGAGUUUCCAGAAGUCAUCUUCCCAGGAUUAUCAGGAAAUAUCCUGAGUUUUUUGUAUGUGACAUCCACAGAGCUUUACGUCCAAGAAUGACUUACUUGAUGCAUGUCGGGCUUUCAAAGAGGGAAGUAGCACUAAUGAUCUGCAGGUUCUCACCAUUGCUCGGCUACAGCAUAGACGAAGUUCUCAAGCCUAAGGUAGAAUUUCUGAUGAACUCAAUGGAAAAACCAAUAAGUAAUGUGGUUGAAUACCCGAGAUACUUCAGCUACUCGUUAGAGAACAAAAUAAAACCUAGAUUUUGGGUGCUCAAGGAUAGAAACAUGGAAUGCAGCUUGAAAAGUAUGUUGGGUAAAAAUGAUGAAGAAUUUUCUGCGGAGUUUGGAGAGAGGAAGAUGCUUGUUCCCCCGCUUUAAUUCCGAUUGGUACUUUUCUCGCUAGUGUUGUUUCAAGAUUUAAAUGCAUGCACAAACGGAUAGAUGGCCGGCGGUGCAUGUGCAAAGGUUUUUGUGAAUAAUAUCAGAUCAAAUCAUUUGUGGAGUUUCAAUCUCACUAGACCUUCAGCCGUUAUUUUGGGUUCCUGUUGUAUAAGAAAUCCUUUUUGGGAAUUUUGUCCCCUAUGGUUUUAGGAAAACCAGGUCAUUUAGAUUACAUAGAUAGUCAUGAUGGAUUGAUAGUUGGUAUUGUCUUUAUUCUGUCUAUCUUAUUAAAUUAUUCACAAGUUAUGACAAAUUGAUAUGACUUGAUA